AUGGUAGAAGCAGAAGGAAAUUAUUCCUCUGUUACUAAGUUUAUCCUUGCUGGAUUAACAGAGAAACCCAAGCUCCAGCUGCCCCUUUUUUCCCUUUUCCUUGGAGUCUAUAUGGUGACAGUGGUGGGGAACCUGGGCAUGAUCAUCCUGAUUGGGUUCAGUUCUCACCUACACACACCUAUGUACUUUUUCCUCUCCAAUAUGUCCUUCAUUGACUUGUGCCAGUCCACUGUCAUUACCCCCAAAAUGCUGGUGAACUUUGUGACAGAGAAAAACAUCAUCUCCUACCUUGAAUGCAUAUCUCAAUUUUUUUUCUUCUGUGUAUUUAUUAUUGCAGAGAGUCACAUGUUAGCUGCAAUGGCAUACGAUCGCUAUGUUGCCAUCAGUAAACCCUUGCUUUACAAUGUCACCAUGUCCUCUCAAGUCUGUUCCUGGAUGGUGAUUGGGGUGUACGGCAUGGGUUUCAUUGGUGCCACAGCCCACACAGUCUGCAUGCUAAGGCUGAGUUUCUGUAAAACUGAUAUAAUAAACCAUUACUUCUGUGAUCUAUAUCCAGUAUUGGAGCUAUCCUGCUCUAGUACUUUCAUCAAUGAAGUACUAGCUCUGUGUUUCUGUGCAUUUAAUAUCAUUAUCCCAAGUCCGAUCAUCUUUAGCUCUUACAUCUUUGUCAUUGUCAGCAUCCUCUGCAUUCGCUCCAAUGAGGGCAGGUCCAAAGCCUUCAGCACCUGCAGCUCCCACAUUGCUGCUGUUGCUAUCUUCUAUGGUUCUACAACAUUCAUGUACCUGCAGCCUUCAUCUGUAAAUUCCAUGGAUCAAGGAAAAGUGUCCUCUGUGUUUUAUACCAUUAUUAUACCUAUGCUGAACCCCUUGAUUUAUAGCUUAAGGAAUAAGGAUGUCAAGGUUGCCCUAAAUAAGUUGCUUGUGAAAAAGAAUAUUGUGUUUUAA
Messenger RNA from Castor canadensis (American beaver), 945 nucleotides. RefSeq names its product olfactory receptor 8G50-like. The record is from RefSeq and is a predicted model, not a curated record. Lineage: Eukaryota; Metazoa; Chordata; Mammalia; Rodentia; Castoridae. Gene Ontology annotation, biological process: G protein-coupled receptor signaling pathway. Gene Ontology annotation, molecular function: G protein-coupled receptor activity; olfactory receptor activity. Gene Ontology annotation, cellular component: membrane.